UAUGCACAUCAUUUCUGUAACCUGGAUUCACCACCAGACAUGCCCUUAUAUAAAAAGUAGCCUGGUAGACGAUUAACAUAUUUAAUGCAAGUCUCCUAAGUGUAACCACUGACCGAUUUCGCAUUGUUUGGGGGUACCGGGGAUAUCAGCCGAAUGAGCAGAUACAUAAUUCACCAUAAUUCAGUUUGCCAUGUUAAAUAAACCAAUUUAUUUUUUACAGAAAUAAAGUAAAACGCAAUUUAACAAAUAAAGCAAAACACAAAUCUCUUAAAAGAAAUAUGACGUGUCCGGUGUUAAUGUCAUGCGGCAAACGUGAUGGUUCCAACACGGCGAGACGCAUCUUCGACGUUUUUCGAGGCUUGUGGACGUCUGGUAUUGAGAACACCUGGUUUGAACCGAGAGGCAACACAAACUGACAUUGUUAGAAGAAACUGCGUCACAUCUAUCAGAUUUGGACUAGUGCGACCCUGUUCUGAAAAAAGCUACAUUCUGAUACACAUACUGUAACUAGCUAAAGCUAGCGCGCUAGCCUUCAAAUCAACAAAAUAGAAUCAGACGGAGCAUCAUUGGAGAUGUGCGCAUCCCUCACCCGUCCCCGUUGUUUCCAGUUGGAAAUGUUUUGUGUGUCUGUUUAACCUUAAUGAUCUGACAAAUGACAAACCGCAUCCUCCGAUGUCAUUAUCACAUGCAUCUCGCUAGGAACAUACAAAACGGCCGGCGAACGGAUAUUUGACUGCCAAAAGUGGAGGAUGGAUUUAUCAGGACGGUGAAAUCAGACAUUUGGAUUUGCUGGCUAGGGUGGUCCUGAACAACCAGCAUCGCUAAACGUGACGGGACGACCUCAGCGGGUCCUGUCCAGGAACAGAGCUUCUUCCCGGCAAGGGAGUUCCCACCGGCAGUCUCGUCCCCAGCCAUGGCUUUGGUAACGCUGCAGCGUUCUCCCACCCCUAGCGCUGCGUCCACUGCCAGCACGGCCACCACGAACGCGGGGGAGGACUUUGGAAGCGAUGACGAGCGUCGACUGAACCAGAGCCUGAGCGAGAGCUUCUUCAUGGUGAAGGGCGCCGCCCUCUUCCUGCAGCAGGGCAGCAGUCCUCAGUGCCAGAAGGCCCACCCCCACCACAAACAUGCAGGUGACCUACCUCAGCACCUGCAGGUGAUGAUAAACAUCCUCCGCUCGGAGGACCGGAUCAAACUGGCGGUGCGGUUGGAGAGCGUGUGGUCGGACCGCGUGCGCUACAUGGUGGUGGUCUACACCAGCGGCCGACAGGACACAGAGGAGAACAUCCUGCUGGGCAUGGACUUCAUCAACAAGGACAGUAAAAGCUGCUCCAUAGGAAUGGUGCUGCCCCUGUGGAGCGACACCAAGAUCCAUCUGGAUGGAGACGGGGGAUUCAGCGUGACGACGGCGGGGCGGACGCACAUCUUCAAACCCGUGUCUGUCCAGGCCAUGUGGUCGGCGCUGCAGAUCCUGCACAAGGCCUGCGAGGUGUCGCGGCGGCACAACUACUUCCCCGGCGGCAUGGCGCUCACCUGGACGGGCUACUACGACAGCUGCAUCGCGUCCGAGCAGAGCUGCAUCAACGAGUGGAACGCCAUGCAGGACCUGGAGUCCACGCGGCCCGACUCGCCCGCCAUGUUCGUCGACAAGCCCACGGAGCGGGAGCGGACAGAGUGCCUUAUCAAAGCCAAACUCCGGAGCAUCAUGAUGUUCCAAGAUUUGGAGAAUGUUACCUCCAAGGAGAUCCGCACCGAGCUGGAGCAGCACAUGAACUGCAACCUGAAGGAGUACAAGGAGUUCAUCGACAACGAGAUGCUCCUGAUCCUGGGCCAGAUGGACAAGGCCACGCUCAUCUUCGACCACCUCUACCUGGGAUCUGAGUGGAACGCCUCCAACCUGGAAGAGCUCCAGGACUCAGGCGUGGGGUACAUCCUCAACGUCACGCGGGAGAUCGACAACUUCUUCCCGGGGACCUUCGCCUACCACAACAUUCGGGUGUACGACGAGGAGGCCACGGACCUGCUGGCCCACUGGAACGAGACCUACAACUUCAUCAUGAAAGCCAAGAAGAACCGCUCCAAGUGUCUGGUGCACUGCAAGAUGGGCGUCAGCCGCUCGGCGUCCACGGUGAUCGCCUACGCCAUGAAGGAGUACGGCUGGACGCUGGAGAAGGCCUACGGGUUCGUCAAGCAGAAGAGGAGCAUCACGCGCCCCAACGCAGGCUUCAUGAGGCAGCUGGCCGAGUACGAGGGCAUCCUGGACGCCAGUAAGCAGAGGCAUAACAAGCUGUGGAGGCCCGAUGCGGACUGCGAGCUGCCGGACGGCCAGCAGGCGUCGGCCCCGAGCUGUGGCCCCGACGGGCCGGGGGACGUGACCCCGGAGCCCGGGGCCCUGCCCUGCGACGAGGCCUGGGGGGGCCAGGGGUGCGGCGCCUCCCCCUGCCGGACCAUCGGGGUGGAGGUGGACCCGGCCGACCCGCCCAACUACAACUACUACUUCCGCCGGCUGUCGGACUCGGCGCUGGACAGCGACCCCUCCACGCCGGUGCGGGCCCCGCCCCUGCUGGACAUGGACCGCGUCUUCAUCGAGAUCGAGGACGUGGAGCGGGACGCGCUGCUGGACGACGAGGGCUUCGAGCGCGACUGCCCGCUGCCCCACUUCGGCGUGCCCAGCGAGGGCACCGCCGCCCAGACCUGCUGCCGCCCGGAGCCCCUGGAGGAGCUCCGCAUGCGGCUGGAGUUCAGCACCGUGGAGGAGGAGGACGAGGAGGAGGCGCAGAAGGAGGAGGCCGAGAUGGAGGCCCUGGCCCGGCCGGGGGGCCGGGUGGGGGGAGAGGAGGAGGAGGAGGAGGAGAGGGAGGAGAGCGGGCCGGACCCCUCUUGCUCUCCCUCUCUGGCCGCCCUCAAUCGCCUUGGAAACGAGAACUCCAACAACAACAACAGCCUCGGCGGGAAACGCAGCUUUGAGGAAACUGCCGGCAUCAAAAACCCUUACAAAUUUAAGCCUUCUUACCAGUCCUGCACUGACUGCAUACAGUCCCCGGCUGUCCAUCAGCGCUGCGAGCCAAUGGCUGUGGACCAUCAUCGCCUUAACCCCGCCCACCCCUUCAGCGCCCCCGGCGUUUCCGCGGAGGUCCCCGGGAUCCCGUUCGCCCCGAGCCUGGCCCCCGGCCCGCCCCCGCCGGGGCUCCUCCCCCGGCCCUGCGGCCCCCGCUGCAGCUCCGCCGGCUGCGGGGCCCCGCCCCUUACCGCCAACGCCCGCCCGGAGGCGUGCCGCCAACGCCAGGCCUCGCCCAUGAGCUGCGAGGAGCCGCCGCCGCCGCCGCUGCCGUCGCCGCGGGAACCGCCCUGCGGCCUGGAGGCCGACGGCAUGAACGAGGCUGAGGAAGAGGAGGAGGAGGAGGAGGAGGAGGAGGAGGAAGGGAAGGAGGAAGGGAAGGCCCCCGGGGGCCCCGUCACAGAGCUGGCGCUGCUGAAGCUCCACCUGGCGGCGGGAAAGCCGGGCCCCGCCCCGGGCGCCGGCGGCCUCACCGCGCAGCAGGAGUCGCUCAUGGAGCUGCAGCGGGCGGGGCUGGUCCGCAAGCGCACCGAGAAGCUGGAGAAGCUCUCGGGCCUGUCCCAGGAGGCCCCGGGGCCCGCGGCGGCGGCGGCGGCGGGGGGCCCCGAGCAGAUGGACACAGGCCCCGAGGAGGAGGAGGAGGAGGGGGCGGGGGCGGAGGCGGAGGAGGACAUGGAGGUGGACUGCGGCGCCCUGGCCCCGCCCUUCCCCCCCGGCCCCGCCCACGACCACGCCCACGCCCACGCGCUCACGCAGGAGCUCCUGAAGAGCGCGUCGGGCGGGCUGACGCCGGCCUCGUCGCCGCACGGCUCGGCGCUGACGCGCAGCUCCAGCAGCGACAGCCUGCGCAGCGUGCGCGGCAAGCCCGGCCUGGUGCGGCAGCGCGCCCAGGAGAUCGAGGCCCGCAUGCGGCUGGCCGGCCUCACCCUGCCCUCCCGCCUCAAGCGCUCCAACUCGCUGGCCAAGCUGGGCAGCCUCACCUUCUCCUCCGAGGACCUCACCUCCGCCGCCGACGCCGGCCGCCUCCUCCUCCUCCUCCCCUCCUCCUCCUCCUCCUCCUCCCCCCCCGAGCGGGAGUGGCUGCCCCCGGCAGGGGGGGGGGCCCCGCCUGAAAGCCGACCCCGCUGCCAGCCCCCCGUUUCAGGACCCCAGGAGCUGACCCUUUGGGGCGUAACGAGCAGGGGGGGGGGCGGGGGGGGGGACAACGAGCGGGGACAAUCCCGUCAGCGAGACACAGCAUGGGACGAGGGGAGUGGGGAGGCCUCCACGAAAAGAAUAAUGUAAUAAACAUGUAUAUAGAUAUAUAUAUACGUUUAAAUAUUAUAAAUAUAUAUUAAUAUACUUCCACAUCAUAUUUAAGAGAAGAAGAAAAAAAAACAUCCAAAUCUUGUCCGAUAGGUGGUUUCUGGUUUGUAGGCUUUUCUUGCAUGAAGCUCAAUGAAUGUGUGUGCAAGUGAACCUCGUGUGGAAGGGCCCGUUCGUAGCUGCCGAUGAAAGGGCAUUCAUUUCCCCUGCCGACUUCCUGCUUCUGGCCGCCCGGUCAGCUGAGAAUCCACACAUUUUUAACGUAAACCCGCUUCCCACAGUACUUUUGAGAUGGACUGGGUAAAAAAGAAAGAAAAAAAAAA
Molecule: messenger RNA, 4686 nt
Organism: Anguilla anguilla (European eel)
Lineage: Eukaryota; Metazoa; Chordata; Actinopteri; Anguilliformes; Anguillidae
Gene: ssh1a
Product: slingshot protein phosphatase 1a
Exons: 16
Coding region: 914-4342 (1142 amino acids)
Biological process (GO): protein dephosphorylation; negative regulation of actin filament polymerization; actin cytoskeleton organization
Cellular component (GO): cytoplasm
Molecular function (GO): protein tyrosine/serine/threonine phosphatase activity; actin binding
Source: RefSeq, a predicted model, not a curated record